Molecule: messenger RNA, 809 nt
Organism: Asparagus officinalis (garden asparagus)
Lineage: Eukaryota; Viridiplantae; Streptophyta; Magnoliopsida; Asparagales; Asparagaceae
Exons: 2
Coding region: 1-660 (219 amino acids)
Cellular component (GO): plasma membrane
Source: RefSeq, a predicted model, not a curated record
AUGGUCAGAGACUUUGACAUGGUAUCAGAGCAACCCAGCCCAAAGAACCCCUCCUCUUCGACGCGCCUUACUCCUCCUCCCCGCCGCCGGAAAAUCCUCCGGUUCGUCGUCGUCGUCCCCGCCGCGGCCCUCCUAGCCUUCGCCCUCGGCCUCCACGCCGGCUUCGCCCUCCACCCCAAAAACCUCCACGUGUUCGUCUCCCAAGCCGAGCUCAAACGCUUCAGCCUCGUCGGCAACAGGACAGUCCACUCCAAACUCGACGCUGCGAUCGUCUUCAGAAACCCUAACAAGUGGGCCCGCGUGCGCUACAAGCCGGUCCACGCGACGGGUUUCUACGAGAAAAGCACGUUCGGCUCGGUUAGGCUCGGUAAAUCCAAGCAAGCCCGCGACAGCAUCAAAACCUUUGACGUGGAGCUCGAAGGGGAAUCGGCUAUGCCGGUGAACUGGAGGGUGGGCGAGUUUUACGAGGCGAAGGAGAAGGGUUUCGCUGACGUGGAGGUUAGGGUUUACAGUAGGAUCAGGUAUAAGAUCGGGUGGUUGAAGACCAGGAAGAGGUCUUUGGUGGCUAUUUGUGGUCUUAAUGGGGUUGCUUUGGCUAGUAAUGAGAGUUUUGGUGGUGGAGGAGGUGGAUUUAGAGGGACUAGGUGUGAUGUUUAUUGAUUGAUUGUGAUGAUUAAUUAUAUGCUUAAUUGUUGUGUGAUGUUGUUGUGCUUCUAUUUUGUACUCUAUUAGGAGUAAAUACGGUACGUUGGGUGUAUGCGUCUAUGGUUGUGAUUUGUGGUUGUAAUGGUACGUUCUACGUAAUAGUG